AUGGAAGAAUUGGCUCAAAUGUAUAUCAAAGAGAUUGUCAGGUUGCAUGGCGUGCCUUCUACUAUUAUAUCAGACAGAGAUCCUCGUUUCACAUCAAGGUUCUGGAGAGCUUUUCAGCGUGCAUUUGGGACUCAGUUAAGUUUGAGUACUGCAUAUCAGCCUCAGACAGAUGAAGGAGAGCAUGUCUUUCUAAAGGUUACACCAACCACUGGAGUGGGAAGAGCUAUUAAGACUAAGAAACUGAAUCCUCGUUAUAUUGGGCCAUUUGAGAUUCUGAAAAGAAUUGGGCCAGUGACUUAUAUAAUUGCCUUACCGCCGUAUCUUUUGAACUUGCACGAUGGGUUUCAUGUGUCACAGCUUCGGAAGUAUACUCCUGACGCAAGUCAUAUCCUAGAACCGGAACCAAUCCAAGUAAGAGAAGAUCUAACACUUCUAGUAAUUCCGGUGAGAAUUGAUGACACUAGUAUUAAACGAUUACGCGAAAAGGAAUUAUCAUUGGUAAAAGUAGCUUGGAGUCGAGCUGGUAUCGAGGAACAUACUUGGGAACUUGAAUUAGAUAUGCAAAAGUACUACCCACAUCUCUUUUCAGGUAACUGA
Messenger RNA from Arachis stenosperma, 597 nucleotides. RefSeq lists its product as uncharacterized. Lineage: Eukaryota; Viridiplantae; Streptophyta; Magnoliopsida; Fabales; Fabaceae. The transcript is spliced from 2 exons. The record is from RefSeq and is a predicted model, not a curated record. Gene Ontology annotation, biological process: DNA integration. Bases 1 to 597 code for a protein of 198 amino acids. Gene Ontology annotation, molecular function: nucleic acid binding.